Messenger RNA from Funneliformis mosseae, 163 nucleotides. Lineage: Eukaryota; Fungi; Glomeromycota; Glomeromycetes; Glomerales; Glomeraceae. The record is from the annotation of a GenBank genome assembly.
CUUUCAAGCCGUGUGUGGUAAUGCUGAUAGUCUCCUAAAUAAUGUAGUGAAGAUUCGCAUUUUCAUAAUUGCAAAAACUGAGAAACACCUGUCUGGAGUGACUUCUUCUCCCUUAGCGAAUACUAAAUUAGAAACAAACCCUAUUAUUUUCUUUCAGGAAUAG